Molecule: messenger RNA, 3999 nt
Organism: Closterium sp. Yama58-4
Lineage: Eukaryota; Viridiplantae; Streptophyta; Zygnematophyceae; Desmidiales; Closteriaceae
Source: the annotation of a GenBank genome assembly
AUGUUCGCCGGAGCGCGCGGAGACCCCACGCGCACUCUGCCGUCCGCGGAUGUCGAGGCUGAUGACGACGCUGCCGCGCCGGCCGCGCCUUUGCCGGCGCCGCCUUUCGCGCUGCUGACGCUGCCUUGCUUGAAAGCAUCAACGAUCGCCUUUCCGCGGAAGGAAACUUUCGGCGUGACUGACCCUCCAACAACGGCAUUCACGGACGAGCGAUCCGCGGGUGCGGGAGCAGGAGCGGGGCUAGCGCGGGGAGGAGCAGGGGAAGCGGAGGCAGCGGGGGAUGCGAACGGAGAGGCAGGGGUAGAAGUGGGGAGGCUUUUGGCGAACGACGAGGGGAAAGCCGUUGUGGGGGGAGGGGGAGGGGGAAGUGCGCUAUCGGUUGCUGCGGGUGGCGAUGCUGGUGCUUCAGCAGCGGAAGAGGCCGAUGCGCUGCUGGUUGCCGCCUUAGAAGCAGCUGCGGCGCGGGCUGCUAGCAAGGCGGAAAUCUUCUUUCCCGCGAAUGGGCUUGUAACGGAAGGCUUUUCCUCAGUUGCUGACGAUACUUCUGAUGCAGAGUCGUCGGCAGAUGCCGAGACGCGACGAAUCGCGACGGAUGCACGGCGGCUGAACUUCGACGCGCGGACGUGGCGGAGGGGAUCGAAUCCCGUGCCGCGGAGAGAGGCAAGGCGCGCAGAUGACGAGGAUGAGGAUCGCACCGCGUACGAAGACGCGUCUGAAGACUCCGCAUUUGAAGCAAAUCCAGCGGCGAGGCAGCGCACAGGAGUGGCGAGAAGGGAAGCCAUGGUGGAAGUGUGGACUGUGGAUAGCAAUGAAGCUAAACGAUUCCCCAAUGGUGAAUCGAAGGAGAGUCGGGGACAGAAUGAUGACGGGACUAACACUGCGAACGGCGGGGCUAUCCAGUAUGGUUCCAAGUUUAUCAGCGGUGGUGAACCUGGCGUUGCAGCCACUGUGGACAAAAACACCAGUUUAGCGAGAAAAGUUUUCAGGCUUUUGAAGUCCGUCAAUGAGAUCCAGAAUCUCCUUAGUCCUGCUCCCAAGACAACGCCUCUAUUCUUGGUGCUUCUCGGAAGGAUUAAGAGUGCUUUGCUGGCUACUUUCCUCGGCUUGGAUCAAGUCGUGUGGCUGGGUCGGUCUGGCAUUUAUCAGAACAAGGAACGAAGUGAUCUGAUUGCCAAGCUUUCCCUUCACUGUUGGAUGUCUAGCUGCGGUGUUGGCUCCAUCAUUGAGGUCUGUGAGCUAUAUCGGCUUUCCAUCACUUGUGCGAAGCUUAGCAAGGAAAUUCGUCGCGCUAAGGAGAAGAAGAACGCAACUGAGCAAGCCAAGCUGAAAGACCAAUUGCUAGCUGCUUUAGCGAAGGCACGACAGCGACAACUGAACUUUGUGAAGUCAACUACCGACAUUAUUGUUGCGAUUGGCCUGCUCCAGCUUGCACCAAAGACAGUCACACCCAGAGUCACGGGAGCACUGGGCUUUUUUACUUCGUUAAUCUCUUGUUACCAGCUCUUGCCAGCUGCGCCCAAACUUCUGGAUCGCUUUGUGGGCCCCACAUCCAUUCCCGCGAACGACCCGUUCUGGGAGAAGCUGCUGUCGUUCGCGUACCCGCUGCCCAAGAUGAAACCCGCGGACUUCGACGAGGCGACGAGAGAAGCAUGCACCACGCUAGCGCUGAACAACCGGCAGACGUACCAUUUCGGCAAGCUGCUGCUGCACAUGAUCCGCAGCCUGCAGCAGGUGCCCGCGAGCCCCGCGGAGAUGCCUCUCACGGCCAUCAACACGGUCUACUUCACGCGCCUCUUCGUGAAGCACCUGGUGGAGUAUUACGAUAGCCGCGAGAUCUGGGAGCAUCUUGUUAUCCACCUCUCGCCCGAGGAGGCGCGCGCUUUCGGCCGAGACGCAGGGCGCCAUGACCUGCUAGUGGAUACCGUGAGGUCCCUCCUAUCCUUCGUUGCACAUCAUGACGUCAGCGCCACCAAGUACUUGCUGCAUCUGGAGGCGGUGAAUCUGCUCAUUGUGAUGAUGUCCACUCAGCUGCACGCCUCGCCUGCUGUCGCGUUCAACACGGACGCUCACCUCUUUGUCGAGGCUGCCAUGAACCAGCAUGAUCUGGCAGUGCCAUUCGUCUCGCGGCUGCUGCACAUGUUUGUAGCGCGCAUGCCCGUCCCUCCCCGUGUGCCCUUCUACGUCGCUUCCCUCUCCACGCGUCAAGGCGUCCUGCGUCGCGUGGGCUCUGCAGCAGUAGCCGUCUUCCUCCUCCCCUACUACACCUACUCCUUCCUCGUCAGCUCCUCCUCCUCCUCCCUCUCCUCCUCUGCUGUUGCCAAGAGCCCGCUAGCUGAUAACGCGCUGCUGCUGCUGCUCGCGCUGGUACAUUAUGGGCCGUCGGUUCAGGUGCAAGGGUUAGCGGGAGAUGCUAAGGCGUUGGAGCAACGGUUGCAGGAUGGGUUGAACCUGCAAGAGGCACGGAUGGAUGGGAAGGACGGGCAAGGGACGAUGCAGCAACAGCAGCAGCAGGGUCAGCAGCAGAGCCAGCAACAAGAGCAACAGCAGCAGCAGCAGCAGCAGCAGCAAGGGAGGAAAGCGCGGUGGAAUCCAUACAAGUGGGCGAUCAACAGCGCGCGAGACGUGGACUUGGAGCCCAUUUUGAGUGCAGCAGAGACAGAGACAUCAGCAGCAGUUUACGGCACGCUCACUCCUUCCGGUGCCUCUGCUCCCUCUCCCAGAGCCACAUCCACAGCCACUGCCACAGGUGCAGGUGCAGGUGCGGGUAGUGGUAGUGGCAGCGGCACAGGGUCGUUGACAGGCUCUGGCAGGACCGGUGUGAUGGCUGCGGCUAGUGAUGUGGUUCGGAUUGCUUUCGCCUCACUGCAUGAUGCCCUGGGAUUGUGUUUGACUGACGACCGCGCGACUCUGCUGCUGUACUCGCUCAUCCAUGGCAACUCAGCCUUCCUGGACUAUUGCCUCGUGCGAUCAGAUCUUGACACCCUGAUCAUGCCGCUUCUGGAGAUGCUAUACAAUGCACCGCGCCGCACGUCCAACCAGAUGUACAUGCUGCUCAUCAUCCUCCUCAUCCUCUCGCAAGACGCCUCAUUCAACGCCAACGUCCAUAAGCUCAUCCUGUCCUCCGUGCCAUGGUACCAGGAGCGCCUGCUCUCCCGCAUCUCCCUGGGUUCGCUCAUGGUCAUCAUCCUCAUCCGCACCGUCAAAUACAACCUCUCCAAGCUCAGGGACAUCUACCUGCACACCAACUGCCUGGCCACACUCGCCAAUAUGGCGCCCCAUGCACACCACCUCAACGCCUACGCCUCACAGCGCCUCAUCAGCCUCUUUCACAUGCUCGCUCGCAAGUACACUAAGCUGUCAACAGCAGCAGCACACCCCAUGCCCAGCAAGACAGACUCGCAGGGCAACGCACAGGGGCGGCAAUCAGCAGAUCAGGAUGGGGAUGGUGCUGGUGAUGGGCAGCCCACAGAGCUGCACAUCUACACGGAUUUCCUCCGCAUAGUGCUCGAAAUCAUCAACGCCAUUCUCACCUACGCCCUUCCACGCAACCCCGAGGUGGUAUACGCAUUGCUGCACCGCCAGGAGCUCUUUGUGCCUUUCCGCAACCACCCCCGCUUCUGCGAGCUGCUGCAAAACAUAUUCACGGUGAUAGAUUUUUUCAACGUGCGCAUGGACGACCAUGAUGUGGAUGGUGACUGGUCCGUGGAGCGAGUGUUAGACGUGGUCAUUGCCAACGCGCGCACGUGGCGGGGCGAGGGCAUGCAGAUGUUCACAGAGCUCAAGUUUACAUACGAGGAGGAGAUGCAUCCGGAGGAGUUCUUUGUGCCGUACGUGUGGACGCUCGUGGUGGCUCACAGCGGCAUCCCCUGGAACCCCGACUGCAUCGCCAUGUUCCCCGUCCGCUCCUCCUCCUCCUCUGAGCAUUUGGAGGAUAUUUUCGAUGCUGAUGCUUUUGAUACACACUCUGAAAUGGGGCCCACGCCACGAGAGGAGGUUUGA